Messenger RNA from Oncorhynchus masou masou (cherry salmon), 2376 nucleotides. Its product is annotated as sialoadhesin-like. NCBI's taxonomy places the organism in Eukaryota, Metazoa, Chordata, Actinopteri, Salmoniformes, Salmonidae. Gene Ontology annotation, biological process: cell-cell adhesion. Gene Ontology annotation, cellular component: membrane. The record is from RefSeq and is a predicted model, not a curated record. The transcript is spliced from 6 exons. Bases 84 to 1226 code for a protein of 380 amino acids.
CAGACAGAAAGACAGACACUGUCGAGGUCUUCGCUGCUAAUGUAAAGAAGGACAGUGAGUAAGGGAGUGGGGGAGCGUCAGAGAUGUCUUUGGGAGUGUUCCAGACUGGCUGGAUGAGGCUGCUCUCACUUAUCCUGCAAGGCUGCUGUGUGGGUGUCCUCUGUAGUGACUGGGCUGUGCGUGUCCCCUCCGCUCCCCUGUGUGCCGUGGCCGGCUCGUCUGUGGUCCUCCCCUGCUCCUACGGCUACCCUCAGCCCUACCAGGUGCUGUCUGAGAUGUGGUGCCGGGACCAGAGCCGCUGCAUCACCCCCAGGUACGUGUACCAUAGCCAGGGCAUCUUCCCUGAGCCAGCCUCCCAGGGCAGAGUGGAGUACCUGGGGAAGGAAGGAACCAGGAACUGCUCCCUGAGGAUCUCUGAUCUGAGGAGGUCUGAUAGCGGGACAUACGUCUUCUAUUUUAUCACCAACCACCCAGUGGAGAAGCCUCCUGGACAGCCUGGAGUAACCCUGCUAGUGGCAGAUAAUUCCAGUGAAGUAGCAGUGUCCCUCAGUCCCACUGGUGAUGUUGUUGAGGGCAGCUCAGUGACGUUAUUCUGCUGUAGUACUACCCACACUCCAGUGGAGGGCUACACCUGGUACCAGACUGGAGGCUCCACGGCUGGUGAUAAGAGACAGAUGAUGACCAUCACCAAUGUCAGCACAACAGACAGUGGAAACUACUACUGUGAGGCCCUGACCACUAAUAGACCAAUCUACUCCUCAGCGUUGUCUAUUAAUGUCCAGUAUGCUCCAAAGAACACAUCAGUGUCAGUCAAUCCUUUUGGGGAGGUAGUGAUGGGCAGCUCUGUGACUCUGUCCUGCAGCAGUGAUGCCAACCCUGCAGUAGAGCGCUACACCUGGCUUCAGAGGACAGAAUCCCAAGCUUCACUGAGAGGGUCAGGGCAGAGUUACAGCAUCACUAACAUCAGCCUUGAGGACAGUGGGCAGUACUGCUGUGUAGCGAUGAACAAGCAUGGAUCACAGAGCUAUACUGUAACCAUGACUGUGGGGAAAGUAAAUGGCCAGUCCUCCAUAUUGUGGAGCUUGGUGGUGCCAGUGGGGAUCCCCAUCACUCUGACACUGAUCAUCAUUAUAACAGUGGCUUGCAUUAGGAGGAAAACUGUCCCAGCAUCAAGUCAACAAGGUUACAGUCUUACAGAGACCACCAUCCAGCAGCCAUUACCAUAAUACUACAUAAAGGAUGACCAUAACAAAUGAGACACUUAAGUUAACUGGAACUGAAAGGGAACUGAAUUAACUCUGGUGGGAGAUGUUGUGCCCAGUUUACUGCCACACAGUGGCACUGUUGUGUAGCUGUGUCCAGCUGUAUUCUUUAAUAACAUGUACAGUAAUAUCUGUAGAAUGUACUGUGCACCUCAUUUCAGCUCUCUACUGUAGAAAAUAAGUAAUUUCACUGUAAUAGGCCUACUGUAAUUUACUUAUUUUAUGAUGGUGAGUUGUUGAGGACUGGAUGACCAAAAGUGAAACGACAACCAGAGAUUAGUUUCAACAUGUGUAAAUAUAUAUUUAAAUUGAAUUACAAUUAUAUAAAAAUGGAUCAUAUAUAACAUAACCAAUGCCAUGCUACACCACCCCAGGCUGAGCUCUGCCUAUUUUAAUUUUAAUUUUAAAUGUAACCUUUACUUACCUAGGCAAGUCAGUUAAGAACAAAUUCUUAUUUAUAAUGAUGGCCUACCCCGGCCAAACCCCAACGACGCUGGGCCAAUUGUGCGCCGCCCUAUGGGACUCCCAAUCACAGACGGAUGUGAAACAGCCUAGAUUUGAACCUGGGACUGUAGUGACACCUUUUGCACUGAGAUGCAGUGCCUUAGACCACUGUAUUAUAUACAAGUUCUUCAAGUUUGAGUUGAGUGGCAAAAUAAAUAAGUCAACAACAGGUUGCAAGUUCAAAAAUAAUAAUUAUCCUCCAUUAGUGAAUAGAAACGGAAUUACUGAGACUCUCUCAGCCUGGUCAAAAAGGAGGUCAUAACAGUACAUAAUUAAUAAAAGCAACAAACCUGUCAAGUUCUGACCCUAGUUCUUGUGUUAUUUCUUUGUUUUUAGUUGGUCAGGACAUGAGUUGGGUGGGUAUUCUAUGUUUUGUGUUUCUAGGUUGGGUUUCUGUUUCGGCCUAGUAUGGUUCUCAAUCAGAGGUCAGGUGUCGUUAGUUGUCUCUUAUUGAAAAUCAUACUUUGGUAGCCUGGGUUCCACUGUUGGUUUGUGGCUGUUUGUUUCCGUGUCUGUCACCACACGGUACUGUUAUCGUUCAUGUUCACAUUUAUUGUUUUGUAUUUCUUAGUGUUAAGUUUAUGUUUUAAAAUAAACGAUAUGGACACUU